This is a messenger RNA of Macrosteles quadrilineatus (aster leafhopper), 4694 nucleotides long. Its product is annotated as mucin-17-like. Lineage: Eukaryota; Metazoa; Arthropoda; Insecta; Hemiptera; Cicadellidae. The coding region runs from base 1 to 4422 and encodes 1473 amino acids. The record is from RefSeq and is a predicted model, not a curated record. The transcript has 3 exons.
AUGGCGGCUAAACAUGCCUCUACGGGUCAAAGUCCACCCCCUCCCCUACCCAAUGUACAACCCCUUGGUCAGCAGUCAGCAGUCCAGUGGUCCACUGGUCAGUCCCUCAGUGUCUCCAGUGCCCAUCGCAACUCGCCCAGGGUGGUCAUGUCUCCCUUACUACUGCUGUGCGCCCUGCUCAUCCCCAGCACAUGCUACGCUCGCCCUAACUGGCACAAAGGUGUUGUAGUUGCAAAAGACUUCAAUCUCCACCACCUCGGCCAUCAAGACUACAGCGAAGCUCAACUGGCAGCUGCCCAAGCCAUCCGAGAUGCAGGAGAAGAUGCUCAGCUUCACCUGGCUAUGUUGAAGAAGAACUACAUGGAUAUCGUUCGUCAACAUUUCUACAAUGCGUUCGCUCCUCUCCCCUUUGUCAAGGAACGCUUGGACCAUUUUGGACCAAACUAUCACGGAGAUGUUCCUGUGAAGCAUGUUCCUGUUCACCCAUUAUACAUUCACCAAUCUCCUGCUGGUCCAUGUUCUGGAAACAUCUUGAACUGUCUUCAUCUCUUUCCGUCCAGACUGGCAAAAAUUGUUCCUGCACCCUCAGUUGGACAGCCUUGUUAUGGUGCCAACUGUAAUCAAGCUUUCAACGCUCACUACAAGCCAAUGGUUAUCGCCAAACCAUCUCAUACAAGCCACUCCAAGAAUAAGUAUCCACCAAAGCAACAUCAUCACCACAUCAUCUGUGAUAGGAAACGGCCAGACAAGAAUUGCCAUCAUCGAAGCACUUUUUGGCCAACUUAUGCAACCGUGAAGCUCAUUAGUAAACUUAGUCCACACAAUGCAACCCCUCUUGAAGAUCUUGUGAAUACACAUCCAACUCAACCAGGGAAAUUUUUAAAUAAACCUGAUAAAAAAGAAGGUUUUGGAUCUCAGAAGGAAAAAGUGUCAAAACUUGAAAAUGAGAUUUUGGAAAUUCCUGACAAUUUGAUUCCUAAUAUAGGGACGGAACCUUCUAUCAAGUCCAACACACAGAUAUCCUAUGUGGCAAAGACUGAAAUUUCCACUGAGGUUCCUACCCAACCUCCUUUGAAAACUGUCGAAUUUAAACCUGAAGCUAAAGAAGGUACGAGUACUGCAAAUAUACCAACUCAGAAGACAUACCCAAGCUUAGUGAAUUCUACUGCUAAAUUCUAUCAUCAUGAAUCAUCCCCAGAAGGCAACCAGAACCAUCAUGAAGCAACUGAAUCACCUAAAAUUGUUGAUAAAAGCAUUGAAGAUGGUCAGAAGAUAACCACGUCCACCACUCUCUCUGAUAUUACAACUUCAGCUAGUAGUGAACUAGUUCUCAAGAUUGUGGAUGAAGUUGAUCCAAGUGUAAAAGAGAAAAUUCCUGUUGAAAGUUUGGUGCCUACAAAUGAAAUAAUGCUAGAGUCAACCUCCUCAAGCAGCCUUUUGGAACAUGAAAGCAGAGCAACAGAGCUAAAUAGGUUUGGCAAUGAAAUAGAAGAGAACAAGACACAAGGUACUACAAAGUCAGGAGACAGUAUAGAGUUGGAUUCUUUGACAUUUGACAAUACCCCUGCAUGGAAAAGUGAGAUUACUGAAAUGACCACAGUAGAACCUCGUGAACUUCCUGUGCCAACAACAGACCAAUCUACAAGUGACCAACAAACUUCAGUGUCAGAUGAGUAUUUUCCAGAAAGUAAAACUGCAAUAAACUACCUCCUCACAACUGAACAGGAUGCCAAUAGAGAGUUUUUUACAACAACAAUGAGCAAUUCUGAGCAAAUUACAAGAAUGGAAAAUAAUGAUAUAUCUGAAACAAUCCCAGUAGCUUUAGUUCAACCAAGAGAAGAAGUCACAUUUGAAAGCAACCAAGAAGAGAAAGAAUUCACAACACAGACCAUUUUUAGAACCGUUCAAGACUCAACAACAUACAAUUCAGAUAAUCUAGGACGAGAAGAUACAGACAAUGGAGUUAGCACUACAGAUUAUCGUAAGAAUGAUGAAGAAAUUACUACUCAAGAUUCAAUGUUUAGUACUGAUAAUUUGGCAGAAACUCGUGAUUUGUUUGGCGAGUCUACUACAGAAGAAAAUGCAUUUGAACCAGUAGAAAUAUUUUAUACAACAACAUAUAGAUCAAUAACAUUGGAAGUGAAUCAAGAGGCUAGAGAAGAAUUGUUUACCGACUCAUACCCUACUUUAGAACCGUUUAGUACUGAAGCAAGUAAACAAGCUUCUGAGGAUAUAAUUCUGUUUUCAACAAAUUUACCUGACAAGGAUGAAGUUGGUCCAACAACAGAACUUGUUUCAGAACCUGCUGAAACCAUUCUUGGCAGACAAGAGGACUUGGAAUUUACUACAACUGAAUUACCAAAUACUAAAACUGAAAACCAUCAAGAAGGAAAAGAAGACAUAUUUACAGAAUCCUAUGAAACCGAUGACAUUACAACUGAAGGCAAAGAGUCCAAGUCAAGCUUUGAUGAAGACAAUGUUUUGUUUACAUCUACGAUGGAAUCCACGGACAAUCUAACAGAGAAAUCUGAGAUGACUGAGUAUCUACUUCAAGCCAGAGAAGAUGACAUUGACCAUACUUUCUACAAUUUAGAACAAACUACUUCAAACCAUGCACCAUCAGAAGACUUUUCAUCUUUAACUGAGGCUUCGACACAAGUUUUUAACGCUAUUGUUGAGAGUAAAACCGAAACCAUGAGAGAUCUGACUACUCCGCAAGAAAGUUUCAGCCAAUUGCCAGCAUUGACUGAAAGUGAACAAGUAUUCCCCACGACAAACAAUGGCGGUGAAUUAUUUGUGCAGUCUAAAGAAAAUAACACUCCAUUAAUUUCAACAACUAAUGUUUUUUCUAAUGGUACUGGUCAUGAAGACAUUUCUACUGUUACAACACCUAGUGAACUGCCACAGUUAAGAGAGGGUGACGAAAACAUAGUAUUACAGGAAACAACUGAAUCAGUAGUAACUACUUCGGAAAUAUCAACAAGUAGAGUGACAACAGUUUCUGUAGAAGAAAAACUGGCCACAGAGACUAAAACGUUAACUAGCACUUCCAGACCUGAAGAAAAAUCAAACGAACCAAUACCAACCAUUCCAAAGGAACUGUUUGGGAAAACUGAUACCCCAGGUCUACUUUUCAGUGAAGACUGGACAGAAGAGCAAACAGAAGAAACCUCUAUGCCUGACUUAAAUACUUUAUUGGAAAGAGAAACAACGGAAUACCCUCAAUCUAAAUCUAAUGAAGAUGAGAAUUUUACAGAAACCAUCCCUUUUCCAGAAUCAACAGAAACAAGUAAUACAGAUGCUCCUCAGAGUAAAGAAGAGACAACACAGGAUGUAGGAGAACUGUCGACUAGUUAUCAAAACUAUUUGACUGAAGAUUAUAGGAGAGAAGGUUAUGAGAAUGUUGAAGAAAGUACACAAGAAUACUUGCCAAGUGAGAAUCCUUCAUUUCCCUCCUACCAAAGUGGAGUGCUUAAGUUCACUACAGAGAUAGAAACUUCAAAUGAGGAGGGAUUGCAAACAGAAGUUGUUGAGGCGACAACAAUUCCUGAAUCAAUUUUGGAGGUAGAAGACAGUGUAAACCGAAGAAGACGGUCAGUUACAAACAUAGAUGAAAAUGUUAGGGAAUACCCAACAACAGAAUGUGUCUUGUGUUUAUUAGGAUUGCCACAUGGUCACAGGAGGAAAAGAACUGCCGUUGAAAACAAAAAAACCGAUAAUAAGCCAAACAAGUUACAUGAGAAAUCAAACUGUUCCUUCAGCAUCAGCCUAAAUCUAGAAGAUACCGUAAAUCCAAUCGACUAUGCUUCCACAAUUUUAGAACUUUUGCCAGUGAUAAGGGAGGGUUACAAAAAUAACGCUUUUAGCGAAGAAGACAAACAAGUGAUCAGAUCUCUAUUUGGGGACAUGAAGGCCUUAGUGGAUGAGGAAACGUUUGACAAAAUUACCGAAACAGGUGAACUUCUCAUGGGGGACGGGGCAUCGAGGCUAGAUGAAGAUAUUGAAGACUUUAAUUACGAUUCGUCUGAACCUUUAACGGAUGAAGUUUCAGAAAAGGAGAGACUUAAAAGGUCAAAGAAAAAUUUGCAGAUUAUGAAUGAACUACUCAAAAGGGCUUCAAAUAAUACUGGAAGCCACUCUAAUGUUCCUAUGAAGAAAUCUAGAUCAGCUCGGUCUACACAGAUGUCUCAAGCAGAUGCAAGUGCCAUCUUGGCUUUACUUUCUGAAACGGGAGAACUACAGAUUCAAGAUGAUGAGGAUGAGUAUGAAUACUACGACGAGGAAGAAGAGGACGAGUAUGGGGAUGAAGAGUUUUAUGUCGACCCCUUCGAGGAUGACUACGAUGACACACCAUCAUUUUUUGACCUAAUAAAAUUGGCUAAAAGGCACAAAGAUCGCAAAGCAAGAGCUGAGAAAUCAUGAGCUUUUAUGUAAACUAACACAACUACUAUGGACUGUGAUUUUAAUAUUGACUUAGACUAAACAAAAUGUACAUAAUGCUUUUUUAUUUAUUAGUGCCUGGCUGUAAAUAUUUGUUGUACUUUAUUUUGUAAAUAUAACUCAUGUAAAUAUUUUAAUCCUUGUCUUAAGUGAACAUGAUAUAUUACAGUUGUUCAACAUGAACAACUGAUAGUUGUAUAGUUAAUUGUGUGUAAUUUAAGUAUUUUUCAAAACAUAUUACUGUAGCGAUGCAG